This is a messenger RNA of Penicillium expansum, 1566 nucleotides long. RefSeq names its product nucleobase cation symporter-1 family protein. The transcript has a single exon. Gene Ontology annotation, biological process: transmembrane transport; nucleobase transport. The record is from RefSeq and is a predicted model, not a curated record. Gene Ontology annotation, molecular function: nucleobase transmembrane transporter activity. Gene Ontology annotation, cellular component: plasma membrane. Bases 1 to 1566 code for a protein of 521 amino acids. NCBI's taxonomy places the organism in Eukaryota, Fungi, Ascomycota, Eurotiomycetes, Eurotiales, Aspergillaceae.
AUGAAGAUCCCCACCCUUCCUCAUUUGCCGCGGUUCCAGUUGCACGCCGAGUCACGAUGGACGAACAAAGAUCUCGACCCCGUCCCUGCAGAUCAAAGAAAAUGGACGGUCCUUAGUUUCAUCGGCUACUGGAUUUCAGAUUGCUUUUCCGUUGCGAAUUGGCAGCUGGCGAGCAGCAUCAUCGCUAUUGGACUAUCAUGGAAAGACUCAUUGGGAAUGGUAGCUCUAGGAUUUUUCAUCCUAUCCAUUGUGAUAUCCAUGAAUGGAGUCAUUGGGGCUAUAUAUCAUAUCCCAUUUCCGGUCAUUGCGCGCGCAAGCUGGGGAUUUUGGGGGUCCUACAUUCCUAUCAUUUCACGAUUGAUUCUCGCUGUGUUUUGGUUCGCCACUCAAGUUGUGAAUGGAGGAAACUCGGUAGCUGUCAUGAUUGGAGCUAUCUGGCCAAGUUUCCUGGACAUUCCAAAUACGCUUCCAGAAAGCGAAGGCAUUACGACCCAGGGUAUUAUCGGGUUUUUCAUUUUUUGGCUUCUUCAGAUCCCAUUUCUACUCGUCCACCCAAACAAGCUACGCUGGCUAUUCCUCGCCAAGUCUGUUGUUGUGCCAGCUGCAUGGAUCGCUAUGCUCAUCUGGGCUUUUGUCAGUACAUCACACACAGACAUUCUCCUUGCACAGAAAAGUCAGUUGUCUGGCUCAUCCUACUCCUGGGCUAUGAUGUCUGCUUUGACAUCGGUUAUUGGAAACUAUGCCAGUUUGAGCGUUAGUCAAGCAGACUUCUCGCGAUAUUCCUGCGUCAACCCUCGGUGGCAUAUACUAUAUGUUUUUUUACUCCCAGCAAUGUUCACAUUCAUCGCAUUCAUCGGGAUCGCUGUCUCAUCUGCUGGACAAGUCAAAUAUAAUACCGAAUCAAUCCCCUGGGAUCCCAAUGUUCUUGUUUCAUUGUGGAGCAAUCGCGCUUGUCAAUUCUUUGGAGCAUUCUCCUUUGCUCUCGCCGCACUUGGGUCCAAUAUCUCUGCAAAUUCGUUGGCAGCAGCAAAUGAUUUCUCGGCUCUUGCACCUCGAUUUAUCAAUAUUCGGCGUGGUCAAUUACUCUGCGCUCUGUUUGCCUGGCCAUUGGUUCCUUGGAAGAUCCUUGCGUCGGCUGGAAAUUUCCUUAAUUUCAUGGUCGCCUAUGCAAUUUUCCUCGGACCUAUCGCCGCCAUUAUGCUUUGCGAUUACUGGAUUGUUAAACGCCGAAAGUACGACUCUGUCGCCCUAUAUCAGCCUAUGGGCAUUUACAGGUACUUCCACGGGUUCAAUUAUCAUGCUUUGAUAGCUUUUAUUGUCGGGACAGUACCUAGUCUCCCUGGGUUGAUGAAUUCAGUAAACUCAAGUAUUCAAAUUGGAGUUGGAAUCCAUCCAUAUGAGUUUGGCUGGCUUUUAGGGUUUGUUGUCAGCACGAUGGUGUAUGUUGGUUUGAAUAUUGUCUUCCCUCAGACCGAUGCGCAAAUAGAUACCGCUAUCUUUCCGGACACCAAUUUGGAGGGACUUGAACUGGAUGGCAAUGGUUCGAAAGUCGCUGCAAAAGUCUAA